UCACACAUUUUCGCUGCUUAGUACUUUUUGGUUUGUAUGUUAAUCUACCUACGCGAAACCCCUUUUUAAGGAAUAACAAACACUGAGUCAACCCUCUAAUUUAACUCGGAAAAUGUGACGUGGACGGAGAAAGCGAGAUGUGUUGAAGAGUUACCGUAACUAAUGUCUCCCAGUUGCGUUAGAGGCUAUUCCGGGUCUGUGUUUACAUAUUGAUGACGGCUAAGCUAUCGCUAAACGCAGAAGCUGAUAAGAGCUAAAAUAGGUUCCACGUUGGCUAGUUAGCAUUAGCGUUAGCCGUCGUCGCUGGUACAGUGGCACAUAUUAAGAGCUUCACUCUUCUAGGUACUGCAUGAAGGCGCUAUAUUACUGCUGCGAUGACGAAUGCAGAUGAUUUACAAUUCAAAGAGUUUGAUGAGGCAGACUUGUUGUCGAUCGAUCCAGGGGUCUCCAACCUUGGCGGUGCCUCACCUUCUGUGGGUGGAGGAGGAGGUAAAACUGGUGAUGAUGUCAAACUAGACCUAACAGAGGAUGAGGAGGGUGCUGAAGAGAGUUCAGAGCUCUUAUUAGGACAGAAACAAACUGGUGGCUUCUGGACCUUUGACUAUUAUCAGUCCUUCUUCAAUGUGGAUACAGUACAGGUAUUGGACAGAGUGAAGGGGUCAGUGAUGCCAUUACCUGGAAGGAACUUUAUCAGACACAACCUCAGGAAUAACCCUGAUCUAUAUGGUCCAUUUUGGAUUUGUGUUACACUUGUGUUUUCAGUAGCAAUCAGUGGGAACCUUUCAACUUUCUUCAGCCACCUGGGAAACACUGCCUACCACUACAGACCGCAGUUCCACAAAGUAACGAUAGCCGCAGUAGUGAUAUUCAUGUAUGCCUGGCUGGUGCCUCUUGGAAUAUGGGGUUUCUUGACCUGGCGGCGAGGAGCUGAGAGACAAAUUGGAGGCUAUUCCUUCUUGGAGACAGUGUGUGUCUAUGGCUACUCCCUCUUCAUCUACAUUCCCACCUCGGUAUUGUGGAUUAUACCAUCUGAGCAUCUGCAUUGGAUCUUGAUAGUGGUUGCCAUGGUGAUCUCCAGCUCAGUGCUGGUCAUUACCUUUUGGCCUGUUGUGCGUGACGAUACCAAGUUGACAGCAGCUGCUACUGUAGCGACCAUCGUGGUUUUGCAGGCGCUCCUGGCUAUUGGCUGCAAGCUGUAUUUCAUCCAGACCGCAGUCCCCCCCAUGAAGACAGUGGUACCUACUACGCUUCCCAUUCACACAACAAUGACUUAACAAGACCCACUGACCAGUGAGGAAUAGAUGGAAAAAUAGAUAGACGGAUUAAUCUGUUUUGCCCGAUUUGGACUUAAAUGCAGAUUUAGUAAAGACUGGCUAGAUGGGUGGUCACUUGUAUAAAUCAUUUUGGGGUAGAUCUGCUGAGAGCCAGACAGCACUUGCACACUGAAACGAACUUAAGAUUUCCAUCAUGAACAGUUGGCGGUACACUCGGUUGCUUAGCAUGGCUUUCUUAUCACUGUCAUUCAAAACUAACGUGAAAUUAUAGAUGGCAAAAGAUACAUUUUCAUGGGCAGGUAUCUUGAUUCCUCAUUUCUGCAGAGUAUUUCUAGAGGAAAACUGGGCUAGAGAAAAGUGCUGGAAAGGUCAUCAGGAACUUGUGAACAGAUUAUCUUUACCUGUUGAUAAUGCAACAAUACACUGUUGAGACUUUACAUUCCAUCCUUCAUCUCUACGGCACGAUAGAGAUAAAAUAUUUUCAAAAGUAUACAGAGACAGAUUUGGGGAGAGUUGAAUUUUACCUGCACUUCUAAAAACCGGGUGAACAUUUCCAUUUAGGUAUGAAGGACUAGUCUAAUGUCUGUGGAAAGAAUCAUGAUGCAAAAGUGACACGAGUCGGCUUUCAUCCUUCACAUGGGGACUCAAUAAGCAGUUUUCUUCAGCGUAGAUUAUGAGCAUUCCAGUCAAAUGACAAAUGCAGCAACUGAAGGAAAUGCUGGAAUAUAGUGUAGUAUUAAAUCAGCGUCUAAGAUGAAAGACUAAAACUAGUUUUGUGGAAACCUGCCCCAUUUCUUGUAUCUGGAAGACAGAGCUGAGCCUUUUCUAACCUUAACUUUGAAAGGACUUCUAGUUGAUUAGCAUUAUGGGUUGUAAAUUGAAGGAAAAAUGUCAGUAAAUGUAUUUAUUCCUUGCUAUGCAUAUUUAUUCACACAUUGCCCAUUUAAUUUUUGUCUGUUUUUGUGAAUAAACUACUGCUGGU
Molecule: messenger RNA, 2256 nt
Organism: Lampris incognitus (smalleye Pacific opah)
Lineage: Eukaryota; Metazoa; Chordata; Actinopteri; Lampriformes; Lampridae
Gene: yipf2
Product: Yip1 domain family, member 2
Exons: 9
Coding region: 375-1274 (299 amino acids)
Biological process (GO): vesicle-mediated transport
Cellular component (GO): Golgi apparatus; membrane
Molecular function (GO): small GTPase binding
Source: RefSeq, a predicted model, not a curated record